UAGCAGCUAGCACAAGACUGCAGAUCAUUGGAGUUAUGGAAAGAAAGGAUAUCAAGAGAGUAGGGAUGAUGAUGAGGAUGAUGAUGGUGUUAAUUACCAUGCUGGUGCUAGCCUUAGCACAAGUUAAAGCUAGUAAUCCUAUUGUUCCCCCUCGAAUGCUCAGAGAAGAGAGCAAUCCUCCUCCUUAUAAAUUACUGUCAACGCCUAAUUUCCCUUCCAGUGCCUCUCAAUUAUCUGAUUCCCCACCAGCUGAUUGCACUGAAAUCUGUGCUCAACGUUGUAAGCCUCUGGAAAUUUUUCCUCCAAAAUUCACGCUUUGUUAUGAAGCUUGUAUGCUAUUAUGCUCGCAGUCCCCUUCACCAUCUGGCAUCUUUGACUGCACGCUUGAUUGUGCAGAAUCCAUGUCAACCGGUUCCCGUUCAGAUGCAGAAAAAGUGCAAGACUACAUCCAUACCUGCUACAAUACUUGCAAGAAGAAGGAGAACUAGCAUGCUCUAUUUUUGUACUUCCAAUUAAGAGAAAAAAAAAAAAAGGAAAAAUAAUGAGAACCAUGAUUUGAUCUCAUGAUAUGACAUGAUCUUUGAAUCUAAGAGUUGUGAGCUGUAUUUUGUUUCUUGCUUUUGCUAAGCCAUA
Juglans regia (Persian walnut) is the source of this 633-nucleotide messenger RNA. RefSeq lists its product as uncharacterized. Bases 36 to 488 code for a protein of 150 amino acids. The transcript has 2 exons. Lineage: Eukaryota; Viridiplantae; Streptophyta; Magnoliopsida; Fagales; Juglandaceae. The record is from RefSeq and is a predicted model, not a curated record.